Insectozyma verbasci is the source of this 1041-nucleotide messenger RNA. The record is from the annotation of a GenBank genome assembly. Lineage: Eukaryota; Fungi; Ascomycota; Pichiomycetes; Serinales; Debaryomycetaceae.
AUGUCAGCUAUUAAUAUUCCAGGUAAAUUUGGUUUUGGUACAAUGUCAAUGACUUGGACUCCAGAACCUAAACCAUUUGAACAAUCAAUUGAAACUUUAAAGUUUGUUACUUCCCAUCCUGAAUUUGGUACUAAAUUAUUAAAUGGUGGUGAAUUUUAUGGUCCAGAUGAUACUAAUCUUAAGUUAUUACAACAAUUUUUAAAAUCAAAUUCACCUGAAGCUAAUAAACAAUUAAUCAUUUCAAUUAAAGGUGGUAUAGAUAUGUCAAAAUUUGCACCAAAUGGGUCAAAAGAAUUUAUUUCAAAGUCAAUUGAAAAUAUAGUAAGUUAUUUUCCAAAGGGUGAAUUAAGACCAAAAUUAUUGUUUGAAAUUGCUAGAGUCGAUCCAAAUGUUCCUUACGAAGAUACAAUUUCUUAUAUUGCUGAAUACGUUAAAAAUGGUUCAAUCGAUGGGAUUUCAUUAUCCGAAGUUGGUAUUAAUUCAAUUCAAAAAGCAAUUAAAGUAUAUCCAAUUUCAUGUGUUGAAUUAGAAUUAUCUUUGUUUUCACAAGAAGUUAUCGAUCAAGGUAUAUUAGCUGAGUUAUCAAAACAUCAAAUUCCAUUGAUCGCUUAUUCACCAUUAUGUAGAGGUUUAUUAACUGAUUCAACAGUUGAAAAUUCAGACAAGUUCUUACAAAGUAUUCCUCAACGUGAUAUUAGACAUCAUCUUGAUAAGUUUAAACCGGAAAUAUUUGAAAAGAAUUUACCAACUUUAAAGAAGCUUUAUGAAUUUGCACAUAAAAAGAAAAAUACAUCAUUAGAAAGCUUAGCAUUAUCAUGGAUUUUAAAAAUAUCAGGAUUACAAAAUUAUAAGGGUAUUAAUAAAGUUACUCAUAUUUUACCUAUUCCAUCAGGUUCCACUAAAAGAAGAGUUGAAUUAAAUUUUGGCAAUUUAAUUGAAUUAACAGACGAUGAUAUUAAAGAAAUCGAUAAUAUUUUUAAAGAAAAUCCAAUUCAAGGUUUUAGAUAUAAUGCUCAAUUGGAGAAUACUUUAUUUCAAUAG